AUCACCAAUGUCGUGUAUUCUCUGGUGUAAAGUAUUUGUUGGUUAUGUUUAAUUUUGGUAAGUGAUUUUUGGAAAGAAAUAUUUAAUUUUUAUUAGAGACUAUGAAUGUUAUAUUUAGGCAUAUCGUGGUGUUAAGAAAAUUCAAUACUUUGGCAUUUCGAGUACCUGGGAAUCUUCAAACGGAGGUACUUGCUAGACCUGUGUCACUGGGGCGGUGUUUGGCCCAAGAAACUGCCGAAGGAGAAGAGACAGCAGUCGUGAAAAACAUAGAUCCUAGUAAAGACAGGACUCAAAUCAUCUCAGUGGAAACAAGCAUAAGUUACCUGAAAAGUAAAGCCUACCAGGAAACGUACGGAGUGGACCCGGUGUGGCGUCUGUACAGGAGGAAUCACAAAGGCGGCAUUGCUCCGAGCAAAACCAGGAAGACAUGCAUUAGGCAGGGAAUCAUCGCCACGGGCAACCCGUGCCCCAUCUGCCGGGACGAGUACUUGGUCAUCGACCACACGAAUGUCGACCUGCUGAAGCAGUUCAUCUCACCGCACACCGGCGAAAUACUCAGUUUCACGAAGACUGGCCUGUGCCAGAAACGUCACGAGCAGUUACUGAUAGCGAUAGAGAAGGCCAAAGACUACGGUUUCAUCACGUUUGAUGUCCCGUUCAGGGAAUACGACUACCGUCAGUACUACAAGGAACAUCUAGCUCAGUAG
Molecule: messenger RNA, 707 nt
Organism: Bacillus rossius redtenbacheri
Lineage: Eukaryota; Metazoa; Arthropoda; Insecta; Phasmatodea; Bacillidae
Gene: mRpS18B
Product: small ribosomal subunit protein mS40
Exons: 5
Coding region: 102-707 (201 amino acids)
Biological process (GO): mitochondrial translation
Cellular component (GO): mitochondrion; ribosome
Molecular function (GO): structural constituent of ribosome
Source: RefSeq, a predicted model, not a curated record